Lingula anatina is the source of this 18349-nucleotide messenger RNA. RefSeq names its product axonemal central pair apparatus protein HYDIN. NCBI's taxonomy places the organism in Eukaryota, Metazoa, Brachiopoda, Lingulata, Lingulida, Lingulidae. The record is from RefSeq and is a predicted model, not a curated record. Gene Ontology annotation, biological process: axonemal central apparatus assembly; cilium movement. Gene Ontology annotation, cellular component: axoneme.
CAACAGCGGCAAGAUGGCGGUGAAAACAGUAACGUAAUGGCAAUGUACAUAAAAUUUUUCAUGAUUUAUAGAGAGAAAUGAUACUUUUUGAAUAAAUAAGUAAGCCAAAGAAAUCAAAAUGCCUAUUGGGCCAUUUGGAGAAAUUGUGGGUACAACAGGUACCCUAGAAGGUGUUGCAGAAGGUGCUAAGAACUACAAAAGCAAUGUUGUGGUUCCAAGAAAUCCUAAAGUUGUUAAACCUGAUGAACCUGGAUUCAAGAUGACACCUUCAAUCUACAUGUUUCAAAUGUCUCUGGACACAGAGAAAAAAUUAGCUAACACUCAUGACAUGAGAAUCCCUAAGAAAGUGGAACUUUUGGAUAUGGGAGAGACAACAUACCAACUGGUUUCACAUGUCUCCAUAGAUGAGUGCAUGUUUCAGCCAUUUCCUUCAGAAGUCUUCUUUCAAAAUUACAAACCUUUUGAGACCUAUGAAAUCCCUUUAGUCCUCAGAAACAAUGACAAGGUUCCCAGACUGGUCAAGGUGACCCAGGCAGACUCCCCAUACUUCAAGAUCAUCAGUCCAAAUGAUGUUGGCCACAAAGUGGGCCCUGGCCUGCCCCGGACAUUCAGGAUUCUCUUCACACCUGAUCAGAUUAAGGACUACAACCAUGAACUGGUGUGUGUCACAGAAAGAGAAAAAUUCAUCGUCCCUGUGAAAUGUAUAGGGGCCAGAGCUCUCCUGGAUUUUCCAGAUGAAGUCAAUUUUCCUGUCAGUCCAGUGAAGUAUCCGUCCACCAAGACGCUUUUAGUGAGGAACAUUGGAAAUAUGGAUGCAAAGUUUGACUUAAAAACAGAAGAGCCUUUUAAAGUGAGCCCUCUCAAUGGAGUUCUUCCUGUAAAUGAAAGCAUGCAAGUGACCAUAGAAUUCAAGCCAAUGACUGUGGGUGACCACUGUAAGGACCUCAUAUUGCACCUGGACACAGGAGAAGACAUAUAUAUCAGUUGUUACGGUGCAGCACAAGAUGCCAAUGUGCGUUUGGACAAGAACUCCAUUCGUAUAGAAAACACAUAUAUCUCCAUGGCCAACCAGAGGACCAUCACCAUCAUCAACCGCAGCGAUGUGAUCGCGCACUUCCACUGGACACAGUUUGCUACACAGCAGGAAGAGGACAUGCAGAAAAUGAGGUAUUGCCAGGACCUGGAGAAAGAGGAGAUGUCUGAGACUGACAGGUUUCUGGAGGAAUGCAUCAGUGACCCAACACUCAGAGACAAAAUGUCUGUACUUAGUAGGACAUUCCAGAACAGAAAGAAAUUGAUCGGCAAUGACAAGAUGCUGUUCAGUGAUAACGUGGUGAGGAUAGAGCCAGUGGAAGGGGACAUCUGGCCCAACUCCUCCGCAGAGGUCACCAUGAUCUUCAAACCCGACCAAGCCAAAAACUACACAAGGACAGCCUUCUGUGACGUCACGGGGCGCGAGUCGCGUCUGCCACUGCGCAUCCAGGGGGUCGGCAUGGGCCCAAAAGUUCAGUUCUCCUUCGAUGUCCUAGACAUGGGGAACAUAUUUGUGAACUCGACACACAGUUACGAGGUUGUCUUGGCUAAUAAAGGGGACAUAGAUGCCAUUUUCACCCUACUCCCCAAUAACAGCAUAUUUGGGCCCAGGUUUACCUUCAACCCGUCAGAGAGCAUUGUAAUGCCAGGAGGGCACCAGGCAAUCCAGAUCACAUUCAACAGUCCAAUCCUAGGGGACUUUCAGGAAGACUUCUAUUUUCAAGUGGAUGGGCAACCUGAGAAGCUGAAACUUACUUUUAGUGGCUCAGUGAUUGGCCCAACCUUCCACUUUGAUGUGCCAAAACUGGAGUUUGGAACAAUCUCCUACGGCUUUGUGAAUACGCGUCACUGCACCCUGGUGAACACUGCUCUGGUGCCCAUGACCUUUAACCUGCGUGUUCCUGGUGAUGGGAUAAGUGACAGCAUCUCCAGUCUCAGUGACUAUGACAGUAACUAUAGUGAGGCGGGCUCCAUGCUGCCACCUAAGGAAUUUGAGGUGGUCCCCAGCACUGGUACCCUGCAGCCCCAGAGUGAGGUCCGUAUCCAGGUGAAUGUCACCUCAAACACUGUGAAGAAAUACGACAUGGCCUUGGUGGUGGAUGUGGAUGGGGUCGGGGAUGAGGUGGUCUCUCUGCCCAUCACAGCCAGGUGUGUUGUACCACCAAUCACAGUGUUAACACCAAUCCUGGACUAUGGUCGCUGUUUCCUGCGCCACCCGUAUGAGCGUUAUGUGAAACUCCACAACGACACAGACCUGCCAGCCAAGUAUGAGCUGUUGGUGCAGCAGGUGGAUGAGAUGACCACCAUAUUUUACCACAGCCCUCAGCCCAAGGGAAUCCUUGCACCCAACUCUGUUAUGGAUGUCCCCCUGAUUAUAGAGCCCCAAGGACUGGAGGAACUGGAGUGUGUGGCUCUCUUCCUCAUAUUUGGCAGUGGAGAGGUGCCAUUGCCUGUCCAGUUGAUAUGUAUAGGAGAGGGUCCUGUCGUCCAUGUGACUCCACUACAACUGGACUGGGGUCAAAUGCCUGUACUGACCGAUGUCUCCAAGACAAUAAAGCUGUCCAAUGAGUCACUUAUUCCAGCCAAAUUCACUGCUCAUAUGGUCCGUCCUAAUUCCAACUGGUGCGUGGAGCCAAGAGAGGGUGAGAUUCCUGCAGAAGAGGUCCUAGAGCUCACGGUCACAGCCAACCUGGACGACUGUGUCCGGUUCCAGGAUAAGUUACAGGUCAAUUUCCUAGAGGGACAGUCCAGAACUAUUCCAGUUACUGGCUAUGGCUAUGGCACCACCAUAGCCACAGACCCUCCCAUGGCUGAGGGGGUCAACCUGGGACCUUACUUCAGUAAGAACCCUUGCCGCAAGGUGUUCAGACUGACCAACAAAGGGCGUCGCCUCCAACAGCUUGUGUGGACCACCGAGGGCUACUCUCUCCUUCGUGCCAAAAGAGACACGGUUGAACCAGACACCAAGGAUGUCAGAUACAAGAACAUGCCCCCAGCCCCUGAGCCCUGGCAGCCCAUCUUCAAGCUGACUCCAGCCAGGAUUGAACUGGUCCCUGGGGAGAGCCAGGAUGUGGUGCUGGAGGGAUAUGUUGACAUGCCUCAAAAUGUCCAUGAGACACUACUCUGUCAUGCUAUCAUAGGCCGUAGUGGUGGCAAGGAGCUGAUCAUGAGGGUGGACAUUAGGGCAGAGUUCAUCAGCCCAUUGCUGGAUUUCUCCUCCAGAAAUGUGUUCUUCAGGGUGGACAAGCAUCCAGAGGAAGAACUGAGUCUCCAGACCCAGGACUUUACCCUCAGCAAUGUGUCUAGCCUUCCACUGAACGUCAUGCUGGGCCUCAAGUAUCCAUUUCAGCUGGUCAUCAGAGAAGGACAGGAUAAGAAGAUCUGCUCUGAGAUGGAGAUGAGCCUUGCCAUAGGGGAGUCUCAGACCAUCAGAAUCCAGUUUGAUCCCUCCUACAAGGAUGAUUUCCACAUUCGUACUGCGGAGGAAGUGCUGACAGUGGCCUACAAAGAACACCCACAUGUGGACUACAUCGCCCUGAGAGGAGAAGUCUACUUUCCCAACUUAGAAUUUGAGAAGAGUGUAAUAAACUUUGGCUGUAUCCUGAAUGACACAGAGGUCACACGGUACGUCAACAUCACCAACAACAGCCCUAUGGAGGUCAAAUACAAGUGGUGUUUCCUCAUUGGUGAUGAGCCUUGCACAGUUUUCCACAAGCGUCAGACUGUCACUCACCAGGUCAUAGGGGAGGAGCUUGAAGAGUACUAUGAGGAAGGUCAGAGUCAAGGUCGCUCCAGCCAAGGUGAAGGUCAGCCAGAGGGUCAAGGCCAGCAAGUUGAAGUGGAAAUUCAGGACUCAGAGCAGUAUGCUCAAGAGUUGGAAGAGUCAAGACAAGAAGAGAAGGUAAGAGAGAUUCAGAGUAAAUGGGUGGUCUCUCUGCCCAUCACAGCCAGGUGUGUUGUACCACCAAUCACAGUGUUAACACCAAUCCUGGACUAUGGCCGCUGUUUCCUGCGCCACCCGUAUGAGCGCUAUGUGAAACUCCACAAUGACACAGACCUGCCAGCCAAGUAUGAGCUGUUGGUGCAGCAGGUGGAUGAGAUGACCACCAUAUUUUACCACAGCCCUCAGCCCAAGGGAAUCCUUGCACCCAACUCUGUUAUGGAUGUCCCUCUGAUUAUAGAGCCCCAAGGACUGGAGGAACUGGAGUGUGUGGCUCUCUUCCUCAUAUUUGGCAGCGGAGAGGUUCCAUUGCCUGUCCAGUUGAUAUGUAUAGGAGAGGGUCCUGUCGUCCAUGUGACUCCACUACAACUGGACUGGGGUCAAAUGCCUGUACUGACCGAUGUCUCCAAGACAAUAAAGCUGUCCAAUGAGUCACUUAUUCCAGCCAAAUUCACUGCUCAUAUGGUCCGUCCUAAUUCCAACUGGUGCGUGGAGCCAAGAGAAGGCGAGAUUCCUGCAGAAGAGGUCCUAGAGCUCACAGUCACAGCUAACCUGGACGACUGUGUCCGGUUCCAGGACAAGCUACAGGUCAAUUUCCUGGAGGGCCAGUCCAGAACUAUCCCAGUUACUGGCUAUGGCUACGGCACCACCAUAGCCACAGACCCUCCCAUGGCUGAGGGGGUCAACCUGGGACCUUACUUCAGUAAGAACCCUUGCCGCAAGGUGUUCAGACUGACCAACAAAGGGCGUCGUCUCCAACAGCUUGUGUGGACCACGGAGGGCUACUCUCUCCUUCGUGCCAAAAGAGACACAGUUGAACCAGACACCAAGGAUGUCAGAUACAAGAACAUGCCCCCAGCCCCUGAGCCCUGGCAGCCCAUCUUCAAGCUGACUCCAGCCAGGAUUGAACUGGUCCCUGGGGAGAGCCAGGAUGUGGUGCUGGAGGGAUAUGUUGACAUGCCUCAAAAUGUCCAUGAGACCCUCCUCUGUCAUGCUAUCAUUGGCCGUAGUGGUGGCAAGGAGCUGAUCAUGAGGGUGGACAUUAGGGCAGAGUUCAUCAGCCCAUUGCUGGAUUUCUCCUCCAGAAAUGUGUUCUUCAGGGUGGACAAGCAUCCAGAGGAAGAACUGAGUCUCCAGACCCAGGACUUUACCCUCAGCAAUGUGUCCAGCCUUCCACUGACCAUCAUGCUGGGCCUCAAGUAUCCAUUUCAGCUGAUCAUCAGAGAAGGACAGGAUAAGAAGAUCUGCUCUGAGAUGGAGAUGAGCCUUGCCAUAGGAGAGUCCCAGACCAUCAGAAUCCAGUUUGAUCCCUCCUACAAGGAUGAUUUCCACAUUCGCACUGCAGAGGAAGUGCUGACAGUGGCCUACAAAGAACACCCACAUGUGGACUACAUUGCCCUGAGAGGAGAAGUCUACUUUCCCAACUUAGAAUUUGAGAAGAGUGUAAUAAACUUUGGUUGUAUCCUGAAUGACACAGAGGUCACACGGUACGUCAACAUCACCAACAACAGCCCUAUGGAGGUCAAAUACAAGUGGUGUUUCCUCAUUGGUGAUGAGCCUUGCACAGUUUUCCACAAGCGUCAGACUGUCACUCACCAGGUCAUAGGGGAGGAGCUUGAAGAGUACUAUGAGGAAGGUCAGAGUCAAGGUCGCUCCAGCCAAGGUGAAGGUCAGCCAGAGGGUCAAGGCCAGCAAGUUGAAGUGGAAAUUCAGGACUCAGAGCAGUAUGCUCAAGAGUUGGAAGAGUCAAGACAAGAAGAGAAGGAAGUAGACAAGGAACUGAUGUUGAUCAUAGAUGAAGACCAAAAAGACUUGGAUACUGAGAAGGGAUCAGUUCAUAAGGCAGACUCAGAGAAGGCAGAAACUGACAGACAAGUAUCUGAAAAGGGAGGGUCACCUCAGAUGCAGGAGGCUGUAGAGAAACUGGACCUUGGCCGCGGUGUAAGUGUCCAGAGCCGGCAGAGCCGGGCAAUGAGCAGGAUGGACACUGGGACACCCAAGCCACCUGUACUGGUCAAUGCCAAACUGGCCGAGCUGAUGGACAGAGAGCCAGAGGAGGAAGACCUGGGGGUGGAGGAGAUAUUUGACAUCUUGCCCCUGUACGGCACCCUUAAGUCUGGUGACACAGAGCAGAUUACCUUGACCUUCUAUGGUCAUGCAGACAUAGGCAGCAAGGCCAGAGCUAUCUGUGAGGUGGAAGGAGGACCCACAUAUGUGGUGGAACUGAAGGGAGAGGCCUCUCUUGUACAGUAUGCCUUUGAUUGCCAGGAUAUAGACUAUGGGAAGCAGAUGUAUGACCAAGUAGCAGAGACCCAGAUCACCCUGAUAAACACAGGAAAAGUAGGCUUUAACUUCACUGCAAUCAACAUGGAUCCCAGCCUGGAGAAAAAGCCCAGAGCCGGGGUGCCUGUUAUGAUUCCACACACUGGCUAUAUUGAGCCAUUCAGUGAGUUAAUCCUGACAGUCAAGUACCUCCCCGGGGUACCAGAGAGAUUCCAUCGCAGCUUCCAGAUCCAAGUGGCACACUUCGAACCUGACACCAUCAACAUCUACGGAGAGGGUGUAUUUCCCAGGAUCUCUCUGGACCUGCCGCGGGUGGACGACAAUGACGGGAGGUACUCCUCACAACUGAAGGAGGCCAGAGAGUUGCUGAGUGGGGAGAAGAAGUGUGGGAAGGAUCCCUUCAACAGCCUGGCGUCCACACUGAGGGAGACACACAGGGAGGAUGACAAUGUGUUCCUGCAGCCUGAAGGCAUGCCCUCUGAGCUAGAGCUGCAGAUGGAGGUGGAGAGACUGAUGGUGAAGGAAUACGCCAUGGACCAACUGCAGCAGUCCAACAGGUCUGAAACACACGACACAUCCCACGUGCCCACCACACAUGACAGCAAGGAGCACAGCAAGAAAGGGAAGAGAAAGAAGAACAGACCCCGCCUCCCUGACUAUCUCCUGGACUUUGGCUACGUCGUACUGGGCACAGUGCGCACACACAUUGUGCGUGCAACAAACAGUGGAUGGUACCCUGCCUCUUUCUCCGUUGACCAUGAGCAGAGUCACGGCACUGGUUUUAAUGUAGAACUUGACCGUGUGAAGCAGCUGCCUGGUGCUCCUGACCAUGAGACAGUGGACUUUGUGGUCAGUUUUGACCCUAGGGGAGCCAACCUGCCACUGGGGGAUAUAGACACUGUAGUUCCUAUUACUAUUGUAAACGGCCCCCAGAUCAAUGUGCGUCUGCAUGCCAACGUGACAAUGCCUGAGAUGACAGUGUCUGCAGACACCCUGGAGUUUGGGGAGGUCAAGUGUGGCGAGUGUAAGAUAAUCACUAUCCAGCUUUACAACCACAAGUUUGUACGCUGUGAAUGGAAUUCUCUGCCACUGGAGAAAGACAAGAAAAAGGACAAGCACAUUCCCAUGCACCUGCGUCGCAAGAUGCGUCAGGAGAAAGCCAAGCCACGCACAUUUGAAGUGAUGCCCCCCAUGGGCGUGCUCAUGCCAGGACAGAGACUCAAUGUGCAAGUCAAGUUUAUGCCCACGGAAGAGAAAUACUAUGAAUACAGGGUUCCUAUCCGUAUAGCUCAGAGUAGUCAGCGUCUGCUGGUCCUGGCCAGGGGAAAUGGUCUGGAGCCCAGGCUGGACUUUGAGAAGACCCUGAUGGAGUUUGGCCCCAUUCUGCCCCACAGUCCUGGGGACGAGAGAGAGGUGGUGGUCAGAAACCCAUGUCAGUUCCCUAUAGAGAUUUAUAACCUGGAGUUUGACAAGACAUAUCUUGAAGAAGAGAAGGUCCUGAGGCUAAUGAAAGGAUAUGAUGAGUACAACACAAUUCUCCUACCACCAAGAGGUCCCUCAGAGAAAUUACCAGCAGAGCUGCUGGAGUAUUAUGAAGACCAAAUGAAGAAGCUGGAAGAGGUGGAGCGCAAGAAGAGAGAGAAGGAGGAGGCAGCAGAAGCAAGCAGAAAAGAGCAGGAAGAGAGAGAAGCUGCAGCAGAGGAAGGAGAGGAGAAAGCUGAAGGAGAAAAUGGAGAACCAGAGACCCCUAAACUUGAUAUUCCCCAAAUUGCCAGGACUGCUCCGUCCCGAACUGGUACUGCUGAUGCAUCCAAAGGAGAAGAAACGAAGGAGGGCAGUGGAGAGGAUGAAGAGAAGGAAGAUAAAGAGGAAGAACAAGAAGAAGACAAGCCUGGAGAGUCUAUUGGCAGUGCAGGUGUAGGUGAGCUGGAGAUAACACCAGUAUCAGCCGCCAUUGCCCGCCAUCUUGGAAUUGACUUGACACAGGAGGGAAAAGCUGCAAGGAACCGCAGAGGAGUGGCAUUUAUUGUUCACGGAGCUCCUAUGGCUGGCAAAACCUCCAGUGCUGUAGCCCUAGCCAAGCACUACGAGGCAGCAUUACUGACACUAGAUGGUGUCAUAUUAGAGGCCAUUUCUAAUGGCUCCACACCCGCAGGUCUGCGUGCACGUGAGAUGUGUGCAGAGGCAGCACGUAAACAGGCAGAACUUGAAAAGCUUGCAGAGGGGAUGGGUGAAGAAGGAGAGAAAAUCAAAGCUGGUGGACUAACAGCUGAAGCAGUGGCUGCUCACACUCAGGGGACAGGUCCUGCUGCAGCCCACGCUCCAAGUAUCAUCUCCAACCGUAAGACCAGCACAGUGGCUGAUCACAAGGGAGGCAAGGAGAAGAUUAAGGCAGGAAUAGCUGCCUCCUCCGUGGAUGGCACGAGUCAGUCUGAUAAUGCCAAAAUUCAGCGAGGACGAGGUGCUGCUGCUGCCGCACAGGAAGAAGAUGCAUCACAGGUCCCCAGCAGUCCACCCCCACUGGCAGCCCCAAUAGCUCGCCGUCUCAGUGUGAGUGCCAGCGUGGCAGGAGAGGGUGGUCUCAUGAGCUGUGUGCUACCUGAGGAACUGCUGGUAGACAUACUGGCAGAGAGGCUACAGCUGAAUGACUGUCACCGUGGCGUGGUGUUUGAUGGGCUGGACACACUGUUCAGUGCUAACAUGGUCAAUGCUCUCUAUGCCCUCCUCAAGGCUCUCAACAACAGAAAGUACCUGUACUUUGUCACCCUGAAGCUCAGCUAUGACACCUUGAAGGAGAGAGAGAAGAAAGAACAGGAGGAGAAAGAGCGUAUGGAAAAGGAGAAAGAGGAAGCAGAGAGACGACGCCUUGAGGAAAUGUCAGAGGAUGAAUAUGAUGCCCUGACUGAUUCUGAGAAAGCUGAGGUAGACAGGAAGAGGUUGGAGAUUAAGAAAGAAAGGAUUAAGAGAGAGCAAGAAGAAAAAGCUGAGCGAGAGCGACGUGAACGUGAAGCCAGGGAAGCUGAGUUGCGCAGACUGGAGGAGGAAAAGCUUCAGAAGAAGAAACCAAAGAAGGGGGAUGCCAAGGAAGAGAAGGGUGCAGCAGGGAAGAAACCCCCUGGCAAAGCAGAGCCUGCCAGUAGCAGGAUGUCUGUACAGAAACAAGGUGGCAAGGCACAUGAGAGUGAGCAUGGUCUACCUAAAGGCGCAGCUGGAAUGGAGCGUCCAGAAUCUCACCAAACCAUGCAUAGUGAUGAGGAUGCCAACCUCAACCCUCCAUCUGGCAGGAAAAAACACAAAGGCAGCAAGGAAGGCAAGCGACCUGUUUCUACAGAAAAAGAAAACUUGCCACCUGAGGAGCCUCCAAAGGAACAGAAGAGUGAAGCUGAGAUACUCCUUAUGCAGAAAUUCAAAUCAUUUGAACACACUCAGAAAGACAUUGGAGAAAUUAUUGAGCUGUGGGAUAGGACAAUCUUGGAUAAGCACCGUCCUGGUACGCCCUCUGAUAAAUCUGAUAUGGCUGAGGAAUCUGUGAUUCACCCACCAUCUGGGAAGAAAGGCAAGAAGAUGGACAAGGAGAAAGGAGAUAAGGAUAAGCAUGACAAGGAGAAAGGGAAGGGUCACAAAGAAGACAAAAGUGAAGCAGAGAAGAGUGCAAAAGAGGCUGCUGAGACAGAAGAAGGUGAAGAAGCUGCAGAGCCAGAGCCUGAGAAACCCCGUCUUGAUGGCAUUGGUAUCCCCCACAUCCUCCUAGACUGUACAGACAUAGACCAGCCUGGGCCACAGAUACUGGAGAACAAGAAACUGCCCACUGUGCAAGAGAUCCUGGAUGGGUUAGGCCUGGGACCUAAUGGACCCCCAGUGCCACCCCCAGCAGAAUUUGCUGUGGUGCCAUAUCCAGUAAAGAGACGUGCCCCAGGAGACACAGAGCCCAGCAGCCACUAUGUCUUUGUAGCUGCAUCUGCUAACAUAGCCUCUGAAGAAAAACCCAAGGAGCCUGAGCCUGAGGAAGAGAAGUCAGUGACCCCAGACAAGAGCAAGGAAGACCACACGACUCCCACCAAGAGCACCAAGGGCUCCAAGGCUGAAAAACUCAGGGCUGGGGCCGAGAGCCAGAAGGCACAGAGAAAGACCAGUGCUGGGAAGAAGGGAGGAAGGAAGGGAUCAACCAGUGGGGCUGCCUCACCUCCGCCUGGGUCUGUGACCCCAAUUAUGGACGCUGACCAAGCUAGCACAAUCGGAGAUGGUGGGGAUGCCAAGAACCCCAAGCUGGGCACUUUCCGCUGGGUCAUCCCGGCCAAUGGGGAGGUGACCAUCAGGCUGAGGUUUUUAUCAGAGGAACUGGGUCAGUUUGACCAGACGCUGAACUUUGAGAUAGUUGGUACCCGCCGCAGAUACCAGCUGUACUGCAGAGGGAUCUGUGCCUUCCCUAAUAUCAGCAGAGAGCCAAGGAUUGUGUUUCAACACCGCAAGAAGAACAAGAAGAGUGAUGAAAUAGUGUCAAAGAAAUACAUCCUCAUGAAUGAGGUGUUUGAGUUUGGACCUCUGCUUGUUGGAAAGCCAAGAGACAAGAUAAAAGAAGGCAAGUUCCCAGAGCACAUGGAGAAGAUGACCAUCAUGAACACCUCUCCGCUGGACGCUGACAUUAGUUUCUGUUACUAUAACGACAGCAAGGCCGAGACCUUCCUCCUUGACCCGCCCACCAUGUUGCUGAAACCUGGGGAAUCACAGGAACUGUCUAUCUGGGCAUACCCCAAGACAGCUGGUUUCUAUGAGGACACCAUUGUGUGUUGUAUCAGAGAGAAUCCAGAGCCUGUCACAUUCAAGGUGUCUUGUCAUGGUGUCAGACCUGAGCUGGAGCUGGAUAAGAAACAGCUGUUGUUUGAGAAAGUUCUGCUUCACAGGAAGGACACAAAGACCAUCUACCUGAGGAACAGCACCCUCCUCCCUGUGGCCUGGAAGAUAGAUGGCCUGGAGAGCCUGGGGGAUGACUUCUCUGUGUCACAGGAAAGUGGUAUCAUCCAGCCCAAGUCAGAGUUUGCACUACACGCCCAUUUCAGGGCCACCAAAGCCACUGUGACCAGUAAGAAGGUCAUCAGGCUGCAUAUCAUGGAUGCAGAGGGAUUCAUGGGUAUGGUGUACACAGAGACCAUUCAGGUCCAUGCUGAAGCUUACGAUGUGGCUCUUGACAUGAGCUUCCCGAAAGGUGCAGAUGGUGGCAUUGACUUUGGGGCAUUGAGAGUUAUGGAAGAGUCCAAGCAGCAGAUAUCCCUGAAGAACAAGGGGAAAUAUGAGAUUCAGUACAGUUUCACCUUUGAGCCCACUGAUGACCCAGCCACCAAGGACGUCCACAACCUGUUCAGCAUCAGUCCAGCCAAGGCCACUCUCAGCCCUGUAGAUCGCCCCACUCCUGUCUCUGUGGUGUUCCGCUCUCGUCAGGAAUGCUGGAUCAGGGACCAGCCUAUCUUGAGAUGUCAGGUGAUUGAACCAAACUAUGGCGAUGGCGGGGAGGUCAUAGCCAGCAUUCCUGUCAAGAUCACUGUUAAGGCUGUCUUUAGCAAAUACAACAUCUACCCAGUGACGGACAUGAACUUUGGAGCGCUCCUGGUGAACAGUAAGAAGUCACGUACUUUCACCAUAGAGAACAAGGGAGAGUUUGACUUCAAGUACACUGUGGCUAAGAUGGUCAGAGAGAAAGACAAAGAGGUUGCACACAGAUCAAGAGGAGCUGGAAAAGACAAAGAUGCCAAGCGUACCAAGUCUAGAGAUGGCUCUAGUUCUGGUCGCUCUGUUGUCAAACCUAAGAAAACGGAAUCUGUCAGACAGGACCUGGGUGUGGGCGGUGGUGGUCAGUCCCGUCUCAUCCUGGGCAUGUUCACCAUUUUCCCAGCCUAUGGCAUCAUACUGCCCAAUGGUCAACAGGUCAUCAAUGUGGACUGUAUAGCUGAACAGCCUGGCAGGUGUGAUGAGGACAUUGCCAUUGAAAUCAGUGACAAGGACCCCUCUGAUAAUCCCACGGGCAUCCCCUAUCGGCUGAUGGCAGAAGCCUGCAUUCCCUCCAUCAACCUGGCUGAUGUGGGGUCCAUCUUUGAGGAGCACAGGAUCUGUAAGAACUUGUCUGUCUGGCAGCACAGUCACCAGCUGGAGAGUGGUGGAGUAUAUGGGGAAGAUGAGAACAAGUUUGUGUUCCAGAAUGUCAUUGUAGGCCGCAAAGCCAGAGCACGCUUCAAGAUUACCAAUACCAACAAGGUACCAUGUGAUGUCGCCUUCUCUGUGCGACCAGUGGCAAGCCGCCAUAGCUCCAAGCACCAAGAUAUCUUCGAGGUAGAACCUGUCAGGGGUCAAAUCUCAAGUCACAGUCACAUGUAUGCUACAGUCACAUUCACCCCACCAUCCAUGCAGGCGUUUAAUGCCAUGUUUGAGGCGUCCAUUGAGGGCAUACCACAACAACAGGCUAAAGGGCGAAACUUGGUGUUUGAGGUGGCAGGUGAAGGCAACCUCCCUCGUAUUACUAUCAUGAAGCCCACGGUGCGCAACAAGAAGGGCCAACCAUUGAUUUUGUUCAGGAAGAUCCUGAUUGGACGAAAUGAGAGGAUGCCAUUACUGCUGGUGAAUGAUGGGACUUUGCCCAGCAAGGUUGACAUAGAUCUUGUGGACCCAGAUGGUUGCUUCUCCAUGAAGCCCACAGGAAACACCAGGGCCAUCAUGGCUGAUGGGGAAGACGAUGGUCUAAAGAGGCCUCACACAGCCUCUGUGGUGGUCAAUGUAGAGGAGAGUGCCUCCUUUGAUGUCAUCUUCAAGCCUACCCUGGCCCAGCGGUCAACUGCCCAUGUCAGACUGGCCGUGGUGGACAACCAGUACGAGGAUUCGGUCAUUCAGCUGGUUGGGGAGGGAUAUGAGGAUGACAUCACUCUGGAUAACAUCCACAGCGUGGUGAUGCCUGUGGACCCAGAGAAAGAGGAAGGCAAUAUGGCUGAAGAGGAUGUAGAGGCUGCCAAGUCCAAUCAUGUCCACUUUGGCGACUGCUACAUCAACGAGCCAAGAACCUUGACCUUCACAAUGACCAACCACUCCAAGACUGACUGUGUUAGGUUCCAGUGGCCAGACCAUGACCAACUGACCUUCUCACCUAAAGUUGGUCAUCUCCACGCUGGCGUGUCCAAGGACAUGACAGUAACAUUCAAAACAGGAGAGCCCAAAUCUCUUAAUGAGUCCCCAGUACCAUGCAGGGUGACCAAGGUGACCUUUGACAAGCCAGUCAACCAGGUAUCAGACUGGGAUGACCGGCUCAGGACAGUAAAGUGGGUGGACGUGACCCCUCCACCCCCAGCUCAGCCAGUAGAGCCUGCACCCCCAGCUCCACCAGAGAAGGGCCAGCCUAAACCCCAGACCCCUGUCCCCACACUACCACCUGUCCCUGCCUUCACACCACGACCAGCCAAGAAGAAAGUGAUUGAAACCGAACCAGAGCCUGCCUUCACUGAGGUUCCUGACUCCUCACGCACUGUAGACAUGUUGGUGUCUGCGAACUCGGACUUCUGUAAGGUCAAGUGUAAACUGGACUCCAUCAAGUUUAAGGACACGCUCAUGUUCCAGACCAGAGUUUAUGAGUUUCAGAUGAACAACAAAGGCAGCGUCCAGCUGGACUACAAUUGGCAGGUGGUCAUGGAGAACUUCUCGCCCAUGGCACGCUCCGUCACAUUCGCCACAGAUCCUGACCGCCCUGAGUCCCGCGCCAGCUCAGUGACUAGCUACAUCAGUGACAUAGGAACUGGUUACAUUCCAUACUCCAUUGAGCCAGAGUGUGGCACCAUUGCUGCUGGGAAGAAAGCAACAUUCAAGGUCAAGUUUUCUCCUCUUGACGUGCAUGAGUUUGAAGCUAGACUUAUCUGCAGUGUUCCUAACCUAGAGGAGGGCAAGCAGGGUCCAGUGAUAGCAGUGAAGGGGCGCAGUCUCAUGCCCUACUGCCACUUUGAACUAGAGGACUCGGACUACAUCAGCAAUGCCAGGAGGAACCCUGAACUCCCUGGCCCCAAUGGUGCCCCCUCCGGCACCUCGCUUGACCCCAAUACCAGGGUCAUUGAGUUCCAUUCCAUUGGUGUGGGUGUCAAGAAUACAAGGAAAUUCUUCAUUGUGAAUCCCACAAAUGCCACAUUCACAUUUACGUGGGUGAAUGAAGAUGCCCAGGAUCCCAAGAAGGUCCCUGUGUUCAACUGCCUGGUGCCCAAGGGCAGUGUCAGGAGUGGAAAGAAACAUGAGAUUACAUUUGACUUCAUCCCUAAUGAACUGGAUGUGGUGGAAUCCUUCUGGAGGUUUAUAAUCCCAGAACAUAGUAUUUCCAUCCCCUUCCUGCUGGCUGGCUUCACCAAGGAGCCCAGCAUCUCCCUGGACAGGUCUCACCUCAACUACAAGGCACUGCUCAUAGGGCAUGAAGCCAUAGAGACAGUGUACAUGCUGAACAAUGAGGACACAGCAUUCAAGUUUGACUUUGUGGAGGAGUCGUGUCACUCAGCGGGUUAUGCCUCUCAUCUCAGAGUGGAACCCAUGAGUGGCUGGAUACAACCUGGGGACAGGCUCCCUGUCAACCUGUUCUUUACCCCUACCAAUGAUAAGGAGGUCAACUUUAAUGUGAUCUGCAAUGUGAAGCGCAAGACGUUUCCCAUUACACUCAAUGUGAAAGCAGAGGGCUACACCAUGAGCUGCACUCUGAUGUGUGAGGACUCCUCUGGGAACAAAGUGGAACUCACAUCAAAUGGCCUCAAUGAGAUCAACUUUGGAGAGGUUGAAGUCAAUGAGCAGUCAGUCCGCAACCUGUUCAUCAUCAACCACGGCAAGUUCAACUUCGACUACAAGUGGGAGAUCAAUGAGAGGAGCAGCAAGGGGCACAAGAUGGUGUCCGUCACACCAGAUGUGGGCGGAGUCAUGUUUGGAGAGAAACAGAAGUGUGUCCUGUCAUUCUGUCCACCUACCAGUACUUCGCUAAGAGGAUGUGAACUCAUCUUGAGGAUCUCCAAUGGCCCCAGCUACACCAUCAAUGUAGUAGGCUAUGGCAGACCUCCUGGCCUGCACUUCAGUUUCCACACACACAACUUUGGCCCCUGCUUCAUCUAUCGUCCAGGCAUGCCAAAACUGACCACCACACUUAAAGUGACCAACAAAGACACCAAGGAUAUAAGUCUUGAUUGCCUGUACAAGAACUCAGCACAGCUGCACCAUGACUUUGAGGCUCAGGUGCUGCCCCCAGGGAAGACAGUGGACAUCAACUUUACCUUCUACCCCCAGGAGGUCAAGCGCUACAUUGAGCAGGUCACCUUCGAGAUCAAUGGGCUGUCCAAACAGGGAAUAGAGAUCAUAGGACAGGGAACCAAGAUGAAGAUUGAAGUGGCCAACCCUAAGCAGAAGCUGGUCAACUUUGGUGCACUGAGGGUCAAUCAGGUGGUCAAGAAGGUCAUCCCCAUAGUGAACAACAGCCCAGCGCCAAUCUCCUUCAACCUGACCAUCACCCCCAACAACAUGGCUCUGCAGGAUGCCUCCAUCUUGAACUGGUCCCCCAAGAAUAACAUCACGCUGGAACCCAAGGGGGGCACUUGCAAAGUGGAGGUGACCUUCUCCCCCAAGACCAGGAUUACACAGUUCACAGAGGAGGUGCUGCUGGAGUGUGCUGGUAUGAACCAGCCUCUGUUUGUGAUCACUGGCUCAUGUCAGGGUGUGGAGAUCUCCCUGGAUAAUGAUGCCAUUCCAUUUGGAGCUGUGGUGCAGCGCAGCCAGAGCACGCGCAAACUGGUCAUGACAAAUUCUGGGGACAUAGGCGCAAGGUUUCACUGGGAUGUGGAAAAAUUCAAGCCAGACUUCUCCAUCAGCCCAGUCAGUGGUUACAUCUCCCCAGGAAUGGAGGUCAACUUUGAGAUCACUUUCCAUCCACUGGAGCUGAGCCAGGAUAUCAGAUAUGAGCGUCUAAAAUGUGACAUUGAGGGUGACAAACCCCUGAGACUAACACUGACAGGGAUGUGCAUUGGAGUGCCACCCGUAAAGGAGCAGCAGCACAUCAACACGCACGUGCGCCAGAAGGAGACCAAGAACAUCAUGAUCAUGAACCGUACCAACAUGCACUGGGUCCUGAAACCAGUGAUAGAAGGGGAGUACUUUAGUGGUCCUGAAAUCUUUGAGGUGGAACCUCAGCAAACCAAGCCAUUUGAGCUGUGUUACAGACCUCUGACUCUGACACCUGAGGGCAAGAAACACCUGGGCUCCAUCUUCUUCCCGCUGCCAGAUGGCACAGGGCUGAUGUAUAACCUGGUGGGUUCCUCUGACCCUCCAAAAGUUAAUGCCCGCAUCACACGUGACGUCCCCUGCAAAACCAGCUAUACAGAGAUCCUCUCUGUGAACAACUGGCUUAAGAGGCCUCAGAGAUUCAGAGUAAAGUUUGACCCACUGAAACCAGACAAGCUGGACUCUGGCACCACACUGAAGGGUCUGGACUACAUAGAUGUGCCAGGAAACACCAAGAAAGACUACAAACUCACAUUUUAUGCACACAAAGAGGGGCAGUCUGUUAUCAAGGUAACUUUCACCAACGAGCAGACAGGCGAGUACCAGUACUAUGAGCUGACAUACCGCGCCACCAAACCUGACGUCAUCGCCACGAUAGAGCUGACGACACCAGUGCGCCAGACAGUACAGCACACCAUUGAGCUGAAGAACCCCCUCACAUACAGUAUCACCUUUGCUGCCUCCUGUGAUAAACCUGAAGUCCUGAUGCCCAGUCAGCUGGUGGUGCCAGGGGAAACCACGGGUUAUUUCAACCUGGAGUACCUGCCACUGAAGGUCGGUGAAGAGACAGCCGAGCUGAACUUCAUCAGUAAUGAUCUGGGUCAGUACAACUACAUCCUGGUUCUGAAGGCUGCCCCAGCAGGACCAGAGAAGGCACUGUACUUCCGCUCCUGUCUGGGUCUCAACCAGGUGCAGCAGGCGCGAUUCCUGAACUUUGCCAAAAGUAAAACAGACUAUGCUUGCAAGAUUGACAAUCCAGAUUUUCACUGUGAAAAGAGCGUGCCAGCUGCUCCAGGAUCAAGUGGUGGAACCUGGGUUGCCUUGGAUGUCACUUAUGAACCUUCACGCAUAGGAGAGUCAAGAGGAACCCUGACCAUCACCUCACCCACUGGAGGGGACUACACAUUCCCAUUAUUCGGCACAGCCAUUCCUCCAAAACCACAGGGUCCCUUCAUUAUAAAGGCUGGCUCAACAACAUCCAUCACAUUCCGCAAUGUAUUCAUGCACACGACGCCGUUCACAUUCCAGGUGGAUAACCCAUUAUUCCAUGUGACAAAAUCAGGAGAAAAUAUCCGUUCACGGAAAGACCAUCGUAUUGUAGUUGGCUUUGAUGGCAAUGACAGUGGCACCAAGGCAGCAGUAAUGGGGAAAUUGAUUGUGACAUGUGCACGGUCAGCAGGAGGGUCAUCCAAUGUCCAGUGGGUGUAUUAUUUGAAGGGGAUUACACCUUAAGGAAAAGAUCAUUAUGUUUUUUCCGCAAAGACUUUUUACACAAUUUCAGUGUCAGAACUCAAUGAACUUUAACAACAAGAAACGUCCCAAACACUUGAAUUGCUCAAAGACUCAGUUUCCAUAGCAUUGUAAGACAUUAUAAAAAGAUAAGAUUCAUUGGGAACCAUAUAAAGGUACUCUUUCUGUAAUUUUCUGGAAAAUAUAUUUAUGUAUAUAAACAGACUUUGCAUCCAACACAAAAAGAAACAAACUUGCUUAGAUUUUUAUGAUGAAUUUAACAUAAUGUACAUUGUGCACAUAUUCUUUUUAAUUCUAUAUUAGUUUUCAAUUAAUUUCAGAAUUGAAAUCAGUGGUUUACCAUUGUCCGUCCAUAGAUACUUUUACUACUUUAAAACCGUCCCAAAUGUGUAAUAUAUACACACUUUUUUCUAACUGACCAAAUGUUUUUCAUGUUUUUAUAUCAAAACAAUUCUAACAAGGUAUUUUUUCCUGUUUGAAAUGUUUAUUGGUUUGUUGUAAAAUAAAUUGUAUUUAUCAGAGUGACCAUAUCAGUAUAUUGUACAAAGUUCAAGCAAUAAAUGUGUUGUGAUUGCU